AUGAAAAAAAUAAUAAAAGGGAAGGUAAGGAAUGAUGAGAAAGUUGAAAUUGAACAUAUUGAUAAAUCAUUAUAUCCAGGAUUUUUCCCAGAAAAAAAUGAAUUAAAUGAAUUAAUCGAUGAAGAUGAAAAUAAUGAUGAUGCAAAAGAAGCCGGAGAUUUUACAUGGUUUGUUGAUCCUAAAUAUGAGAAUCCUCAAGGAAUGUUGUAA
This is a messenger RNA of Entrophospora sp. SA101, 210 nucleotides long. The record is from the annotation of a GenBank genome assembly. NCBI's taxonomy places the organism in Eukaryota, Fungi, Glomeromycota, Glomeromycetes, Entrophosporales, Entrophosporaceae.